AACCCUAGCAUUCUUUGUCGUCUCGGCUAUGGAGAAUGCGGAGAAAAUUGCCACUCGCCAUGUCCUUCUCCUCACCUGUAACGGCAUAGGCCACAUUAAUCCAGCCUUGACGCUCGCCACGAAGCUAGCUUCCAUGGGAUUAUCCAUCACUCUGGUGGUCCCAGACGCGGCCUCUUUCUCGCUGGUGGCUUCCACGGAUUUCCAAGGGCUGCCCAUCACUCUAACCAAGCUUCCACUCCAAGAUCACGGCCAAGAGGAGCAACAUCAACAAGGCUGGACGAUGGAGGGCCUUCGUGUUGCGGUUCGAAGCGGCUAUGAGUGGCCCAGUGACUACUCGCGGCAGAAGAUCGCUCUCGCGGCCCUGCUCGAGGAACUUAAGGUGAGUUCUUCGUCCCCUUGCUGCGUGAUCGUCGACAUGAUUCUCAACUGGAGCGAGGAGCUGCUAGUGAAGACUGGUCUCCCCAGAUUCAUCCUCUACCCGGCCGCGCCCAACUACUUGGCUCUCUCGCUCCACGCGAGAUCUCUCUACAGGAAGAAACUUCUUCCAGUCAAGUUUCCGGGAUUCGAGACCAUGAAGGUGGAGGGAUUGCUUCCCUUGUACCGGAGAGACGUCCCUGACGCCAUGACCGACGAUGGUCACUGCUUGUAUCCCCUCCAUAUGGGAUUCAACGAGCACAUAAUCUCCUCAGAUGGAAUCCUCUUCAACAGCUUCACGGAGCUGGAGCCCGAGCUUUUCAAGGCACUCGCGGAGAGUUUCGAGGAGAUCAAACACCACGAGCUUCUUCCAAUCGGCCCGCUCUUCCCAUCGAAGUACUUCACUCCAGACGCACUGAACGCCACCAAGGAAUCCUCGGUGUUGAGGAGCUCCGAGGAAGAAAGGUGCCAGAGCUGGCUCGACGAGCAGCCUGUGGAGUCUGUGCUCUACGUCUCGUUUGGAAGCUGGGCGCUCUUGACUCCACGGCAAAUCUGCGAGCUCGCUCUCGGGCUGGAGGCCAGCCAGCAGCGAUUCCUCUGGGUGGUGCCCGUGGAGAACAAGUCGAUCGAGGAGCUCGAGGCUCUACUUCCAGAGGGAUUUCUAAAACGCACCGAGGAGCGGGGCCUCGUGCUGCCCGGCUGGGCACCGCAGCAUCUCAUACUCGCUCACUCGUCGCUGGGAGGAUUUCUCACGCACUGCGGCUGGAACUCGACGCUGGAAGUUAUAACUCUGGCUGGAGUGCCGGUGAUCGGCUGGCCUUUCCUCGCCGAUCAGCCCCCCAUCUGCAGAUAUCUGGUCGAUGGCCUCGGCAUUGGAGCCGAAGUUCUUGGCGACGACGAUGGAUUCGUGGAUCGCGACGAGGUGGAACGAGGUGUGAGGGAAAUCAUGGAGAGUCCUCGGGCGGAAGGGAUGAAGAGCCGAGCCAAGGAGCUCCAAGCCAAGGCGAGGAGAGCUGUUGCUCAGGGUGGAAGCUCUCAGAAGAAUCUCGAGGCAUUUGUCGCGAGAAUCAAGUCACUGCUGGUUUGACAAUCUAGGGGCGGAAGAACCCUAGAGUUUAAAUAGCAUAUUCGUUACAAACUA
This is a messenger RNA of Selaginella moellendorffii, 1555 nucleotides long. Its product is annotated as UDP-glycosyltransferase 72B1. The transcript has 2 exons. NCBI's taxonomy places the organism in Eukaryota, Viridiplantae, Streptophyta, Lycopodiopsida, Selaginellales, Selaginellaceae. Gene Ontology annotation, molecular function: UDP-glycosyltransferase activity. The coding region runs from base 29 to 1501 and encodes 490 amino acids. The record is from RefSeq and is a predicted model, not a curated record.